This is a messenger RNA of Marasmius oreades (fairy-ring Marasmius), 1500 nucleotides long. RefSeq lists its product as uncharacterized. NCBI's taxonomy places the organism in Eukaryota, Fungi, Basidiomycota, Agaricomycetes, Agaricales, Marasmiaceae. The coding region runs from base 10 to 1407 and encodes 465 amino acids. The record is from RefSeq and is a predicted model, not a curated record. The transcript has 5 exons. Gene Ontology annotation, molecular function: FAD binding.
CAUCCCACCAUGGCGGCUUUGCAAGGUUCAAUCAUUCCAGGCUUCCAUGGUACAGUUCUCACUCCUUCCUCACCACAAUACGCGUCCGCGAACCAACGUUUCUCUCAAACUGCCGUACUCAAGCCAGCCUACAUCGCCCAACCCGCUGUUGAUUCAGAUAUUCCAUUGGCUCUCCAGUUCGCCCUCAAACACCAUGAUCCACUCGAGAUCGCCGUCAAAGGAGGAGGGGUCAAUCCGUAUCCCGCCGCAAACACCAAUGGUGGUCUUGUCGUCGAUAUGUCGCAGCUGAAGUCGGUCAAGUUCUCGGCUGACAAAAAGACGGUGACUGUUGGUGGUGGCGCCCUUUGGGGCGAUGUCUACGCUGAGGCUGAUAAGCAAGGGGUAGUCGUCGUUGGAGGGAGUGUUUUCCUCGUCGGUGCUGGUGGCUCGACAUUAGCAGGAGGUUAUUCUCCUUUGUCGGGACAAUACGGUAUGGCGGUCGAUAAUAUGGUUCGAGCUAGUGUUGUUUUGGCGGACGGCCGGAGCGUCACUACUGACGCUACUCAUGAACCUGACCUCUUCUUCGCGAUUCGAGGCGGGGUCAAUCAGUUCGGGAUUGUCACGGAGAUGGUUUUCCAAACUCACCCUUUCCCUGGACCGAUUACGGUGGGAUCCCUUGGCUACCUUGGAACGGAUCUCCCUAAGGUUUUACAGGCGUUGCAUAACCACUUCGCUCACCAGGAUCCAAGUUCAAAGAUGAUACUGAUGUUCGCCCGCUCCCCACCCGACUUUUCCCCGACCAUCUUAAUUCUCCCCUAUAUCGAGAAUAAAAAGACCAACCCCGACACCGUUCUCGCACCGUUCCGACAAACUGCCACGCCAAUCUUCGAAGCUUUAUCAGUCGUCAAUAACUUCACUGCCGUGGCCCACGCGGCUGAUUCUGCUUUGACCGGUCAACCACCCCGUGCCAACAUCGACGGAGCUUUGUAUAGCGACCUUUGGGACGAUGUGGCCACAGAUGUCUAUCAGAAAUGGGUCGAGUUCACUGGACAGUCCAAAUUUCAAUCUACGAUCGUUAUGUGGGAGUUCUCGCAUCGAGAUAAAAUCGCUUCGGUUCCCGUAGGUGCUACCGCGUUUGCUGCGAGGAGUCCACAUUUCUAUAUGACCGUUACUGCAAGAUACUCCGACGCAUCUGAUGAUUCACAAGUCGCUCAAUGGACUUCGCAAAUUGCAAAAUCCGUUAAACAAGCACAGAUACAGAAAACCGGAAAGCCUCUCCCUAUACCAGCUAGCUUGGCCCAAAGUCCGCAGACAGAGUCCGUACAAGACGUGUUUGGACCGAAUCUUCCGAGAUUGAGGACGGUGAAGAAAACGUAUGACGCGAGGAAGGUUUGGAACAGAGGCUGGGUAAUUGACCCCGCACUGUGAGGAAAAUUGUCGAUGGUAUUUCCGAACACUUGCAGUUGACCAGUCUGCUUCUCGAGAUGUUCGUUGAAUGGAUUGUAAUAAAUGUACUCACUA